UCUGGUUUUGUGCGGAAUUUGGAGCGCGAAACGUAAACAGUGUUGAUCUGAAACGGCGUCGUUUUCUCCAAUGAGCCUUUUUUCCUUUGGACGGAUUUACCCUCGUGUUUAAAUCUGAAUUACCUAAAUUACCCCUUUCGUCGUUGUGUUAAAGGUCUACUCGAACGACUAAUGCGUGUUUUGAGAGAUCUGAACUCUGAGCUGAAGCCGCUGCUUCUGAUCUCAGAUUCUCAGUUGAGGCCAUGGCGGGGUCUGGGAGCUCCAUGCUGUAUUCCUUUCUGAUGUUCACUGUAAUUCUCUCGCUUCAAGAAAUGUACCGUGCGAAAUUAGCAUCGACGGAAUUGUACACUAUACUUGGAGGGUUUAUCAGCUCUCUUCUGUUUCUUGUGCUCCUUACUUUCAUUGGAAACUACCAAGAAACAGUCGGCGCAAAAACUGGUUGGGGUGCAGUCUUCAUAGCAGAAGCAGUUGCCCUGAUUGCUGCAAGCACAGUCCACAGGGUUUGCAUUACUACAUGUUUCCUGUUCUCGGCUGUAUUGCUGUAUGAGGUUAACAAAAUCUCAGGAUCAGUGCUUUCAGUUCAAACAAGCGACUCCAGAAGUAAAAAGUAUAGUGGGAGAGGUUAAUCUCGUGUGUUCUUAUUAUGUAUGCUCACUGUCUAAGCAUCUUCAAAGAUUUUGUUUGUAGAAUUAGUUAACUACCCUAUUAUCUUUUCUAAAGUUAUCUCACUUUUCCAUGUUACAACUUCAGUGCUGAAUUCCGUGAUGUAAACGAUGAGCAAAUUACCAAACUAGGAUUAUCGAGGGUAAACUGAGUGUUACAACUUAUAAAAUGACUUUUCCAGUUUUCCUUAGUUGACCUUGUUUACUAAAUUAUUGAGGGUAAAAUGAGUGUUACAAGGGUUCUGAUUGUUCAAAACUAUCACCUUCGCUGAAGUUUCUUUUUAUUUUAUUUUUUA
Messenger RNA from Arachis stenosperma, 958 nucleotides. RefSeq lists its product as uncharacterized. Lineage: Eukaryota; Viridiplantae; Streptophyta; Magnoliopsida; Fabales; Fabaceae. The transcript has 5 exons. Bases 243 to 626 code for a protein of 127 amino acids. The record is from RefSeq and is a predicted model, not a curated record.